Peromyscus eremicus (cactus mouse) is the source of this 1710-nucleotide messenger RNA. RefSeq names its product calcium activated nucleotidase 1 (gene Cant1). The coding region runs from base 413 to 1624 and encodes 403 amino acids. Gene Ontology annotation, biological process: proteoglycan biosynthetic process. NCBI's taxonomy places the organism in Eukaryota, Metazoa, Chordata, Mammalia, Rodentia, Cricetidae. Gene Ontology annotation, molecular function: UDP phosphatase activity; GDP phosphatase activity; calcium ion binding. The record is from RefSeq and is a predicted model, not a curated record. The transcript has 5 exons.
CAGAGCAGAGGCUGCCGGGAGCGCGCGGCCGGGCGGAAGUAGCCGCCCGCCCUGUCCGGCCCUACGCAGGUAGGCGGCAGCCCGCGGGCUCCGGAGCCAGGCUCUCAGUGGCCUGCCGCAGCUCUACAGAGGCACUGGUGUAAGCUGUUGGUCCUUGAGAACACUGUCACCAACCUGUCCCAACAGCACACGCACUCCAUCUGCUGUGCCUGCAGAGCGGAGGGGACAGGAAGAAGGGUCUCCAGCGGUGGAGGCAGGGGUCCUGUUUUCACCUUCCACCUGAAUGUGGCAUGUGUGCCCGUGAAGCUCCCACAGACACGUGUGGCUCUGUCAUCUGAGUCUCAGAACGUCCUUCACAGUAGUGUGGCUGUCUUCAAGGUGGCUGUACAGGUCCUGCCCAGCGUGCAGUCUGAUGCCCAUCCAGCCCUUUGACCACCGGGAAUGGAAUGAGCCUAUGCACUCCCUCCGGAUCAGUGUAGGGGGCCUUCCUGUGCUGGCAUCCAUGACCAAGGCCACAGACCCUCGCUUCCGCCCCCGCUGGAGGGUGAUCCUGACGUCCUUUGUGGGUGCUGCCCUCCUCUGGCUGCUCUAUUCCCAUCAUCAGGCCCCAGUACCGGGCAGGUCCCCCACCCACAAUGCACACAGCCGGAGGUUCAGCCCAGAGCAUGUCUCUCACUACAAUGACACCUAUCCCCUGUCACCCUCCCAGAGGACUCCAGGUGGGAUCCGGUACCGAAUCGCAGUCAUCGCUGACUUGGACACGGGGUCCAGGGCCCAGGAAGAAAACACUUGGUUUAGUUACCUUAAGAAAGGCUACCUGACCCUGUCGGACAGUGGGGACAAGGUGAUUGUGGAGUGGGAUAAAGACCAUGGGGUCCUGGAGUCCCACCUGGCAGAAAAGGGGCGGGGCAUGGAGCUCUCUGACCUGAUCGUCUUCAAUGGGAAACUAUACUCUGUGGACGACCGCACGGGGGUCAUCUACCAGAUCGAGGGCACCAGACCAGUGCCCUGGGUGAUCCUUUCUGAUGGUGAUGGAACCGUGGAGAAGGGCUUCAAAGCUGAGUGGCUUGCUGUGAAGGACGAGCACCUGUACGUGGGUGGCCUGGGCAAAGAGUGGACCACCACCACAGGGGAGGUGAUGAACGAGAACCCUGAGUGGGUGAAGGUGGUAGGCCCCAGGGGCAGCGUGGAGCACGAGAACUGGGUGUCGAGCUACAAUGCUCUGAGAGCCGCCGUGGGGAUCCAACCGCCAGGCUACCUCAUUCACGAAUCCGCCUGCUGGAGUGACACACUGCAGCGCUGGUUCUUCCUGCCGCGCCGGGCUAGCCAUGAGCGCUACAGCGAGAGGGCCGAUGAGCGCAAGGGCAGCAACCUCCUGCUGAGCGCAGCCCAGGACUUCAAGGACAUCUCUGUGAGGCGCGUGGGGGAGCUGGUCCCCACUCACGGCUUCUCAUCUUUCAAGUUCAUCCCCAACACUGACGACCAGAUCAUCGUGGCUCUCAAGUCAGAAGAGGACAGUGGCAGGAUUGCCACCUACAUCAUGGCCUUCACGCUAGAUGGCCGCUUCCUGCUUCCAGAGACUAAGAUCGGCAGUGUCAAGUAUGAAGGGAUAGAAUUCAUCUAGAUGAGUAAGUUCGCAUGCCCAGCAAGGUGAGGGCGCGUGGCCUGAGCCACGCCAGGACUCAAUUUCAUAAAAACCAGAGGAACGCA